AUGGCCUUCAAUGAUCCACCCGGAGAGAUGCUCCACAUUGUCUUGAGCCUUCUGCGGGCUCGUCUCGUUGACGUUGACCGUUUGGUUAGCGUGGCGGGGUCGAUGACCGCGCUCAAUCUACUCACAGCUGUGAAUCCCAGGCGUCUACACUUCUUUGACAUGAAUCCUUGUGCAAUCUUGUGGGGCAAGAUGCUUUGUGAGCUUAUCUUGCUUUCGAGCACACCACAAGAGUUCAUUUCCCGACUCUUUGCACGAAGCGUGGCCGAAUUCGAGUGCGAUGCUGGCCAGCUGACUUUCCGAAACCAGGAGAAGUUUCUCUUGCGCCCAGUGUCGGCAGCUAUGCGAGAAGAGACCCGGCAAGCUCUGUCGGAUGAGGCAGCCUCUGUCUACUUGCACAUAUUGUCCGGGUAUCAGGAUGGAGCGGUGCGGGACGGUUGGAACACGCCGAGAAUUGUGCCGUGCGAAGACCGGCGGCGGCUGCGCCACUCCACGCGAUGUGCAGAUGCGCUUGAACUGGUUGAUGAUCUUGAGCAUCUUUCAUUUCCCAACGACAUCUGCCCGACGGGAUAUCGAGGUGAUGGGAUCGCUUCCUUCCACUAUGGAGAGGGCUGGCUCGCGUCCUCCUGGCUCUACGCGGAGGUGCGGAGGAAGCUGCAGGAGACCCAACCGACCUGGUCGAGCCAAGUAGAUUUCCCGGCCGCCGGGCCUGAAGACUUGCUCCCGGACCUUGCUGGUGCCUGCGAAUCCCCAAUCACCCUUCUGAGCCUCGACUUCAAGCAGGUAGCCUGA
This is a messenger RNA of Symbiodinium sp. CCMP2456, 789 nucleotides long. The record is from the annotation of a GenBank genome assembly. NCBI's taxonomy places the organism in Eukaryota, Dinophyceae, Suessiales, Symbiodiniaceae.